AUGGGCCGUGGCAUCUUCCUGAUCGAGCCUGUGGUGGGCGUGUACGCCUUGGCCAUGUUCAUGACGCCGCUGCUGGUGCAGCAGUAUGUGUACCGCCGCAAGUGGGAGGAGAUUACAGGCCACGCCUUCCCCAAGGAGCUCAACGUCUCCCACUGUGACAUCACUCAGGGCAGUAACCACAGCAACCUGCACGGCCUGCACGGGGCAGUACAGAGGGCGACUUCCCUGUUUCUGCUCCACAGUGAGCUCUGCUUCCUCCUCCCCAGCCUGCUCUCCUCCCUGCUGCUCCUCUCCUGCAGCGACUCCCACGGCCGCAAGGUGGCGCUCUUCCCCCCUCUCCUGGGUGACACGUCGUUCAUGUUGGUCUAUGCGCUCGUCAGCCACUUUUCUCUGGAGCUGCGCUACGUCCUACCGGCCGCCUUCCUGAGGGGACUGCUGGGGGGCCCAGCCCCCCUCCUCGGGGCCUGUUUCGCCUAUGUGGCUGACAGGUGUGGUGAGGAGGUGGAGCCGGGCUCGGGUUCGGGCUGGGGCUCGGGCCGCAAGACCACGCGCAUGGCCCUGCUGGAGAUGCUGCUGGGGUUGCAGUCUGGCGUGGCCGCGCUCUGCUCCGGCUUCUACAUCCAGCGCGCCGGCUUCACCUGGCCGUUCCUCACCGUGGCGACGCUGCACGUCCUGGCGCUCCUCUAUGUGCUGUUUGCCCUGAAGGAGACCGUAGGCCUAUCCAAACCAGCUCCGUCACCAGGAGCGGCACCUCAGGCCCGGCUACCGCCCGAACCAACGCCAGGCCAACCACUAUCACCUCCCCCUCCCCCUCCCCCUGCUCCUGACCCCGUGACACCCCCUGGCCCUGACUUAUGGUGCUGCCGGACAUUGUUGAUGAAGGCAGCGUCUAGUCUGCGGGCGGUGGUGUCCGUCUUCUCCAGCGGCACUACUCAAGGCUGCCACAGGGCGGCGCUGGUCCUCACCUUGGCCUCCUUCGCGCUGUACAACGUGGUCGUGCUGGGAGGCAUGUCCCUGUUUGUCCUGUACGAGCUCAACGCACCGCUGUGCUGGGACGAGGUGGCCGUGGGGUACGGCUCGGCGCUCUCCUCCGCCGCGUACCCGGCCAGCUUUGCGGGUGUCUGGCUGUUGUCGCGGCGACUGGCCCUGGCCGACCUGCAGGUGGCGACGUUGGGCUUUGUCUCGCUCGCUGCCGGGUUUGUCAUGGCCGCCUUCGCGCGCACUACACUGCUGAUGUACCUGGUGAGGAUCCCUAUGCUGUUCUCCAUUAUGCCGUCUCCAAUCAUGCGCUCUAUGAUGUCCAAGAUGGUCCUGAGCUCUGAGCAAGGUGCCAUGUUUGCCUGUGUGGCCUUCCUGGAGAUGGUGAGUGCUGGCCUGGCCUUCCCCAUGUUCAGCAGCACCUACGCUGCAACCGUUGCCUGGUUCCCAGGAUUCAGCUUCCUGCUGGCGGCGGCCAUUACCCUUCUGCCCAUCACCUUCAUCUGUGCUAUACAGCGGCUGCAAAGGGACAUCCUUGAGGACACGAGUCAGCUAAUCCCUCCGGAGAGCCCCUCUCUCCCAGAUCAGGAGAUGAGGCUAUGA
Messenger RNA from Engraulis encrasicolus (European anchovy), 1581 nucleotides. RefSeq names its product solute carrier family 46 member 3 (gene slc46a3). Gene Ontology annotation, biological process: vacuolar transmembrane transport. NCBI's taxonomy places the organism in Eukaryota, Metazoa, Chordata, Actinopteri, Clupeiformes, Engraulidae. Gene Ontology annotation, molecular function: transmembrane transporter activity. The transcript is spliced from 7 exons. Gene Ontology annotation, cellular component: lysosomal membrane. The record is from RefSeq and is a predicted model, not a curated record. Bases 1 to 1581 code for a protein of 526 amino acids.